Homarus americanus (American lobster) is the source of this 3852-nucleotide messenger RNA. RefSeq names its product exonuclease mut-7 homolog (gene Nbr). Bases 345 to 3032 code for a protein of 895 amino acids. The record is from RefSeq and is a predicted model, not a curated record. Gene Ontology annotation, biological process: nucleobase-containing compound metabolic process. NCBI's taxonomy places the organism in Eukaryota, Metazoa, Arthropoda, Malacostraca, Decapoda, Nephropidae. The transcript has 4 exons. Gene Ontology annotation, molecular function: nucleic acid binding; 3'-5' exonuclease activity.
UGUAUUAUACAUUGCAACGAUUUACAUGAACUGAAUCCGGAGAUUAAACUCAGAAUUUCAUGAACCAUAUGUUUUGCAACAACUCCCAGCAGUGUUCAUAAGGCGUCAUCAAAGGAGACUAAGCGACCUAAACAAUGAGCAGAAACGACAAGGCAACAACUUCACUCUCGUGGCGGAGUCGUGGUGCGUGUUAAACUUUAGCAAACUUAUCAGGGACUCAUAACCUAUCAAGAAAAAAAGUUGAAAACUUACUUGUGCUUGUAUAAUUAUAGUUCUCAGGAAAGUCAAGCAAAGCAAGAACUUACCACAAGGGUCACCAAAAGGUUUGACAUUCAUCCACAACCAUGUCAGACACAAGGGACAGACAAGAAUUUCGUCAGACAACAGUGGAAGACUAUGCUGGUUGUUUUGUUAGAAUACAGUGCCUCUGGAAAGAAAACAAGAAAACUAGAUUCAGUGAGGAACUUCAGAAAAAUCUGGCAACCUCUGCCAAUCCUUAUAAAUUGAGUAUGGUGUGUGUAAAGUUAUGCCCAGAAUUAUAUAAGUGUAAAUCAAAUGCAAUGGCAGCAAAUAUACUAGUAGAGCUGCAGUGUUUUUUGAAGCAAACAAAAAACAAAGAGAAAUUUGAGUCCUGUCUUAGUGAAGGACUACAAAGAGAUGCAUUCCAGGUUGCAGUCAGACAAAAAAAUACUGGAUUAUUAAGGCUCCUUGUAAAGGCUUACCAGCUAAUAAAUAUACGAGACUGUCUUCUUCCUCAUAUCUGGGAUUUGCAAAAAGCAGGCCGUUUCAAAGAGGUGUGCACACUUGCCACUCUCCUUGAUAUCCAGUCACAGUUUUCUACAGCUGAACUAAUUGUUCCUUUAUUCCUCCAGGAUCGCUUGUCAUUAGCAGAUGAAUUUUUGGGCAAAAGUCCCACUCAUCAGAAAGAAAUCUUGCUGUUCAUUGAUGACCUCAUUGGAAACAAGGAUAAUGUGGAUUUUAAAAAAUUCAAAGUUAAAGAUCUACAGAAACUUAAGUCCAGGAAACUUCUUUGUAAUAUUGUUGCCAGACUGUUGAAAAGAUAUAACUUUGAUUCUUCUAUCUGUCCUCAUUUUCAGAAACACCGAGCUACAGGAGGAUUACGUUAUUUGUUCUAUAAAUACUACGUGGAGAACAGUAUUCAGAAAUUCACUUUUGAUAGUUUAGUAGCUGAUGUGUUAGAGGAACACCCAGACCUCAAAACCAUUGUGAUGGAUCUCUUCGUUGAGUACUGUGAUCUACAAGCUGCUGUACCUUAUGUUGCCAGGCUACAACUAACAUCACAAGAAAUUCCACAACAGAUUAAAAAUGCAGUAUUGCAAUAUCCACACCUUUCUGAGGAGAAUAAAAACAUUGACCAGUACAGAAAACAUACUGAGGAAGAGGAACUAUGGGAUGAUGAGGCUGGACAUUUCUAUUCCCUUAGUAUACCUUCUGAAAAAGUGGUUAUAAUUGAUACAGUUGACAGUGUGGAGAGAUGCACUAAGGAACUAUUGUCCAGCCCUCUGUUAGGCAUUGACACUGAAUGGAAGCCUACAUUUGGAACAGGGGCAGGUGAGCAAGCAGCACUAUUACAGUUAGCUACAACUAACCAGGUGUUUCUUUUAGAUCUUAUUUCACUGCAACCAGUAUUGAAGGACUGCCACUGGCAUCUUAUUGGUCAGAUGUUUUCAGAUCCCCAGAUUACAAAACUUGGAUAUGGUAUCAAAGGGGAUUUCAAAGUUCUUGGUCAUUUGCAUGCAGAGUUGAAAAAGGGCAUAUCUAAUGCAAAAAAUGUUAUUGACUUUGAUCAAACAAAAAGUAUACUCGUAAAAGAAUGUCCCAACAUAUUCUCCCAUAGUGAUGUAUUACACAAGGGUUUAAGUGAUUUGAUAUAUCGCUGUUUUGGAUUACCUCUUGAUAAAAAAGAGCAAUUUUCUAACUGGGCAGCAAGACCCCUUACCAAAUCACAACUCAUGUAUGCUGCCUUAGAUGUCAGGUGUCUCCUUGAUGUUUAUGCAUACUUAAAUCAACAAGCACAAGAUCUUAACAUCCCAAAUUGGAAGGACAUAAAACAUAAGGUGGUCGUUAAACCAAAAACGAAAACAAAGCCCACAAAAUCAUUCCCCGUUAGUGAAGCAAACACACCACAAAAUGAUACGAGAGGAAAGAAUCCAGUAAAUGCAGCAGAUUUCCAAGUUAUAUGUGAUACCAUGGUACAGGGCUUAGCAAAGCAGCUUCGUUCUUGUGGUAUUGAUGCUAAGGCCCUAGACAAUGGUGAAAGUUGUGAUCGCUGCAUUGAAUACUUUGAGAAAGAGAAGAGAGUGGUCCUAACUCGAGGUGGAUCAUACAGACGAUUGCUGAAAUACAUCCCUGCUGAGUAUGUGUACAAUGUUCAAAGUGAGGUUGGCAGGGAACAACUAGCUGAAGUAAUAAAAGCAUUCAACAUUAAGGUAACUGUGAGUAAUGUGUUUGCACGAUGUGUAAAAUGUAACUCAGAUGAAUACAUGUUUUUGCCCACGUCUGUUCUCGUAUCCUUGCAUGCCAAUACCUCUGAUGGCAUACCAGAAAGGAUAACAGUAGAUGAGUGGGUCGAGUACCCAGGUGGAAAGAUUAAUCUCAGAACAGGCCUGACAAGUUCUGGUGUCAGUAUCCAGGUGGGAUGUAUCCCUAAUUCUGUCUUGCAAAGAAUUAAAGUUUUCUGUGUAUGUUCUCAGUGUGGGAAAUGCUAUUGGGAAGGAACACAUCACAACAGAAUUAUUACAGAUAAACUGAAGGAUAUUAUUGAAGAUGAUAGAUUGGCAGAUAGUGGUGAUACAGGUACCGGUAAAUAUCUUGUGAACAGUGAUGUUGCACCUCUGGGAUAUCAAGUUGGAGUAGAAGUUCUGGAGGGAGCUGGUACACAAGUGGUGGAUACAACCGGGGCAAGAUGUGAAUCCUCCAGUUUUACUUUUCAUUUACCACGUAAUGAAUUGCCUUCAACUCCUGGAAACCCUGACUCCGAUGCUGCUGAGUUUCAUAUUAAUACACUAUGAACAAGGUAAAUGUUAUGGAAUGAAAAAAGUGAAAAUUUAAGAAGUUAUAAUUGAGAAGCACAGAACCAAAGUAGGACAAGAGCUGGUAUGCCCAAAAAUAAUAUGUAUGAUGUCUUUCACUGGUAGCAAUUAAAUCUGCACUAAAAAUUCUACAAUCUGCUACUUGAAUCAAUUCUGUAUCUUCACAAACUUGAAAUGCAUUUUUGUUUUCCAUUUAUGACACUUAUCCUACUUUGGUUCUGUGCACUUCAAUUUGUACUGUAUUGUAUAUAGUACUGUACUGUAUUUAGAAAAUGUGAUGACUAUACUGUAGUUUGAUUUGUUAUGUCACCAUGACGAAGGAACAUUAAGCCAUGCCAGACCUAUUUGAAAAUACUGUACUGUAUAUUCACUUAAUAUUAAUUCACCUUAGCGAUAUAUUUUUUUUAUGCCCUGUCUCACUUAAUGUUGGGUCAAAAUUCAGUUUAGUGGUGGCUUGACUCACUGGGAUGGGGGAAAAACUGAGGACUGUGCUCCAAUUGUGCAUCUCUACUGUUAGUUGUCUAUGUUUACUUUACCUGUGCACCUGAGAGUAUGUUGUGAAUUCUUUUGGAAAGCUGACAGUGAUAAAGCAUCUUGGCAAGGCCAGUUCCACCCCACCACUACUGUCAGGGAAGAGAUUACCUUUUGAAUCGACUUGUCCUUUUAUUUUGAAGUCGAAUUACAAAUUACAGCUCCUCCCCGACUUAUGACCUACUCGACUUACGACCACCCGCACUUACAACCGCCUCAGUCGUACCAAAAUUUUGUCAAAUUACAUAUUUUCGAGUCCCAACGUCAG